Messenger RNA from Culex quinquefasciatus (southern house mosquito), 683 nucleotides. RefSeq lists its product as uncharacterized. Lineage: Eukaryota; Metazoa; Arthropoda; Insecta; Diptera; Culicidae. Bases 1 to 564 code for a protein of 187 amino acids. The record is from RefSeq and is a predicted model, not a curated record. The transcript is spliced from 2 exons.
AUGAACCAUACCCAGACGAACCUCACUUUCAAGGAAAUCGGCGAAAAGCUGCGGCGAGCUCACAUGCUGCAUCAAAUUCAGCACCGUAACCGUAUUAAGUUUCGAUUCCCUGGUCAUACGGGUCCGACCAACGUGUCCGUGCUACCGACACUGCCGACGGAUGCUAAAAUAAAAGCCGCACUAACCAGUGCUGAGGGGAGGGCAUCUGAGGUCUUGGGCAAGCUUGGCCUCUUGCAGGCUGAACAAUCUUUCGAGUUUAGUGUACAUGCCCUCGGGGACCGGAACUGGGAAGACUUGAUCGUUUCCGAUAGUGAGUCUGACACGGAGGACCAUGAAGACCAUGAACCCGGUCAGGAGGUGUAUGAAGCUAAGCAUCUGUUUUCAAACUUUUCGGGCCAGAUCGCGCUGCCUAACAGCACGUCCGAUAAGCACAUCUACCUGAUACGAGAUGACCACGGGAAGGUGUUUCACGUUAAGAAGAGUAGUGUAGUGUGGAUGCUUACUGCGUCUAAGGUUCAGGAAAAAGCUCGUAUGAUACGUUACAAACAGCCCAUGCCUAACUAGGGCAAGCUAGGUUGAUUAGGUUCAUAAGUAAUACAUAUUAUAUCAUGUCCGUACUCUUGGAGUGUUCUUUACUAUCCAUGAUGACACUCUGACUAUGCAACCACUAAGGUGGUUGAAUA